CGUUGCCGUGGAUGGUUACAAUCCCCCUCCCCUCAUAGCCGCUGCCAAGAACGUUCCUCUCCCUUGCGUGUCAGAGAAGAGCGGCGUGACAGUGACUCAGUGGGAUUAUAAGAACGUUUCUCAAGAACACAAACGUUGGCCAUACAGUGAAGGGUUGGCGUCUUUCCAUCGAUAACUCUUGUUUUAUUUACUGAUCUUUUAUUACCUGUACGCGUUCAACAGAUCCAAAUCCAGUAAACAAAGGAAGACACGAUUGCCUCUUCCUGAAACCACACCACCAGCAUGGGCUCCUUCCUCGGGCAUAUCGUACCAGGCACCUUCUUUGCUAUGUUCGGCGCCUGGUAUGUGUAUCAAGUGUUCCUGCGUUACUUCAUGUGCCAGAGGGCGGCUACGGCGUUGGGCGAGAGAGGCAGAACGCUCUACAGGAAUACCUCAUCUUUCGUCUGUUGCUGCUGCCCGAGUAUUCCCCUUGAAGGACUCCUGAAAAUUGUGGCCUCGGUGGUUGGCAUGAUCGGCGAGUUAGCGACGGGCUUCGACGAGAACAACAACCUUCACCUCGGCAACGCUCAGCACACCACCAUGUUCUUCUUCUUUGGCCUCCACGGGGCGGCUGAGGUACUCCUGCACUACCGCAUCGCCGCUCCGCCCGACCUUGACUUCCUCUCAGGGGCUCUGGCGUUUGGCAUGGAGGCGUUGCUUUUCUUUUACCACCUACACGGGCGAAGCAACAUGGACGUACAGGUACACAUGCUGCUGUUCUUUGUGGUGGUGGCCUGCGCCGUCUCCGUCGUCCUGGAGAUGUGCUACAAAAACAGCGUGGUGCCAGCACUCUGUCGGGCAUAUUUUAUACUUCUGCAGGGCACGUGGUUCUAUCAAAUCGGGUUCAUUUUGUACCCUCCAGUUGGCCAUCAGUGGGACCAAGAGAACCACCGCCAGAUGAUGCUGGUAACACUGCUAUUCACUUGGCACAACGCGACGCUCUUCGUGGGCAUGGCUCUCGUCGGCACUCUGGUCUACUUGAGGGUGAAAGCCUUGCCCCCCUCCUGCCUGUACACACGCCUUCACCAUCACCUCAAGACGCCGUACGAGCCCCACCUGACACGCCUUGAAGCAGAGCCCGCCAAAGGGAUGCUGUUGUCCGAGGAUGAGGAGGUGUGAGGGGCUGGUAGGGGGUGGUGGGAGGUGUAAGAAGAUGUAAAGGGUGUUCGGGCGUGUUAAGGGUGUAAAACUGGCGGGAAAGAGGGAGAACAGGAGGGAGGAGAGGGAUGUUCGUGGGUGAGGGUUUUUAAGAUGUUAGUUCAGGUAGACGUGCUAGAUUAUCGUGCGAAAUGUCAUAUCGAUGUGAUUGUUCUACUACUACUACUAUUACUACUACUACUACUACUACUACCACGACAAUGACGACGACAGCGAUGAUCUCUGCUACUACUACUACUAUUACUACUACUACUACUACUACCACGACAAUGACGACGACAGCGACGAUCACUGCUACUACUACUACUAUUACUACUACUACUACUACAACUACCACGACAAUGACGACAACGACGACGACUACUGCUACUACUACUGCUACUGCUACUACUACUAUUACUACUACUACUACUACCACGACAAUGAUGACGACGACGACGACUACUGCUACUACUACUACUACUACUACUACUACUACUACUACUACUACUACUACCACGACAAUGACGACGACGACGACGACUACUGCUACUGCUUUUUCGACUAAUAUCGCCACCAAAAUUUGCGGUGCUAGUCCUUUACGAAACACGGAAUAAAAAAUUCUUGGAACAGUGAAUAAAAUAAAUCCCGACCGUUGUCAUCUAUCAAGAAAACAAAAUUCAAAACAAAACAAAACAAAGAAUCGGACACUAACAAUUGCUAACAAUGUAGUGAAAACAACACUUAUAGUUCCGUAGAGUUAAUUGAAGCAAAUUAAUAUGUAGGGGUGGGAGGAUUAAGUUAAAGAAAAAUGAGGGACGGGAAGGAAGCAGUGCAUAUCUGUGGUGAUGCAUUGAUGAUUACCAAAGGGGACAUCACCAGUAAUACAAGUGAUUCACUGUGCCUAAAUACCACGAGUUCCGUUCAAGAGUGCCUCGGGUGGCCUUCCCUGGGGCAGUGCUCUUCAGACCUAUCUUGCCGCAACCCAAUUUUUAUGUGAAGCUUUCCCAUCCUGACCCAUUGCGAGGCCUAUGAUGGUGCUACGACCUGUGUUUGUCUCACCGUCUGGAAUUAAGUUAUGUAUUUGAGAAGCGGCGAUCCAAUGCACAGAACUUUGAAGAACACUGCGCUAGGGUGAUGUUUAGGUUCCCAGGACAAGAGUGACGUGUAACGUAUAGUUGCUGUGAAGUGCAAGGCCGCUGUGGGUACGUCAUUCAGCCAUCUCGAACCUUGGGCUCAUCAUCACAUAAUAGUUCUUUCCCCUAAAAAACUUAAUUUCGAAGAUAUUAUAAGAAGAAAACGCUUUGUUGUUAAAAAAUCAUUACUUUUGUCACAUUACACUAAACUGGUCCAAAAGCCCCACCCCCUCCCUCACCCUCACCCCAGUGUAAUAUUGACCCCUAGCCCCAAACUCCUUUCACCUAACCAAUCAGCUCCUCUAUGGUCCAACACAAAUAUGAUCAGUUUGGGUGGGUCCAGGACUCCUUCCCAGCGCUACUGCAUCACCGGAUUCAUCACUCUCCCCCUCAUAUGUCAUCUACUUAUAUUUUUUUUACAGCAAAGGAGACAGCACAAGGGCAUAAAAAAAGGAAACAAUAGAAAAAGCCCGCUACUCGUUGCUCCUGUAAAGAAUCCGAAGAGUAUCAUGCAUAUAAUUUUUGUAUACAUUAAGUAAGAUUAGGCAGCGCUAUGGCCAGGGAGCUCCCCGAGAGGGCCCCGUAAAAACUGAAUUCAAGGCUGCGUCGGACUAUAGCAAUGGAAGAGGAGGUGGGGCUGCUGGGUCAGUUUAAUGUGCGAUGGCUUUAGCCCGGUAGCAGCGACGGGCCAAAUUUGUGGCUUUACCGUGUAGCAGCGACGGGCCAAAUUUGUGGCUUUACCGUGUAGCAGCGACGGGCCAAAUUUGUGGCUUUACCGUGUAGCAGCGACGGGCCAAAUUUGUGCCAUGAUUUUAACCCCCCAAAAUAGAUGAUACAUAAACUGAUCACAAAUACUUUGAUAUAUAUAUUAUGAAAUAGUUUGUGUGAGUGAUGAUUUUUUCUCAUUCUUCUCGCUUAGAGGGACCAUUAAGAAACAUGAUCCCCGCUGCUACCGGGUUAAUAAUGGUAAAGACUUUCAUAAUGGUAAAAAUGGAUGAUUACUCUUGUUAGUAUGAGUCAAAACUUUCAUCGGUAGCUACGUACAUGUUGUCAAUCACGUAAUAAUUUUGUGGUGGCCCAGGUAAGCCAAACUUCGUAGUGGCUGGCAGGAGUCUCCACAUAAGUCCUGGUGUACCAUAAGUCAAUUGUAUUCUAAGUUGUCAUAUACUAAGGAAGCAUAAUUAUCUUUCACCCUUCCAUCCUCCACCGUGGGAUCGCACCUUGUCUCACCCUGGCACCUGGUGUGAGUGUUCCCCCGCGAGCCGUUUGAAAAUGGGUGUGAGGGUGUUCUAUGUUCAGGGUGAGCGCCUUCGUACCUUCCAUAUCUUACUGUCGUACAAAAACACCACGUAUUUCCUGAUUCUUGCGAGCUGCUUCGAGUCUUUCUGCAGAAGUGCUGAAAAGGAAAAGACGAAGAAAAAGAUGAACGCGUCAAGACUUUUGUGAUACGAGUAAUAUUUCUUUUUCAGGAUCAUUCAAUUUAAAUAGGAGACCAUUUAAAUGAAUAAUCCUGUACGUCAUUGCUUUAAAUGUUUCUAUUUUAUGUAAACACUUUUUUCCGUAGUGUAAAACUAACACGAAAAGUAAAUGUGUGUGUGUGUGUGUGUGUGUGUGUGUGUGUGUGUGUGUGUGUGUGUGUGUGUGUGUGUGUGUGUGUGUGUGUGUGUGUGUGUGUGUGUGUGUGUGUGUGUGUGUGUGUGUGUGUGUGUGUGUGUGUAGUUGAGUAAAGCAUUCGUGAUAUAAAGUAUCGUAAGUGUUCCACGGUGUUAAGUGCUUGUGGUCAGUGUCUUAAUUGCUGUUCGUUUUCAUUUUUUCUUCGUGGUGUUUAUGAGCAAGAAACAAACAAACAGAUAGAGAAUUUUUUUUUGUUGGGUGUUUGUAAUUUCUGUUCCCUGUAGAGGUGUUCGUAUGUAAAGGUUGAGGCUGCAAGGCGUUAAUUAAUCUAUAUUUAUAUUCCCUUCGGGCAUCGAGGGUUUACAGCAAAAAAGAGUCUGGUAAGGUGUUGUAAUCAUUGCUCUAUAUAUUUCCGUUACUCUGUGGAUUUUGUUAAUAAAAUGAUAGUAUCAGAUUA
Messenger RNA from Eriocheir sinensis (Chinese mitten crab), 4383 nucleotides. RefSeq names its product transmembrane protein 45B-like. The record is from RefSeq and is a predicted model, not a curated record. The transcript has 5 exons. Bases 283 to 1158 code for a protein of 291 amino acids. NCBI's taxonomy places the organism in Eukaryota, Metazoa, Arthropoda, Malacostraca, Decapoda, Varunidae.